AUGGACAAAAAUAAGGUUUAUGGAUAGAAUAAUACAAUAAGUAUUUUUAUUUUCUAAUAUAGCUUUGUCGUUCACUCUUAAAGACAGAAUACAACUUAUUCGUCAGAGUAAGUAUUUAUGGUCAGAAAUAAUCCGACUUAAUUAAGCCAAUUGUUUCAAUGAUGAUUAUUAAAAUUUCCUAAUAUAAUUAAAAAAGUCAAUUCAACUUAAACCCGAGAUUUAAAAUUUUAUUAAUCUGCCCUCUAAUUUCCUUGAUCUCUUAAAAAGAGUAUUUGAGGAUCUUAAAAAUACAAUUAAAACUUUUCCAUAUUACUUAUGUUAUAAUCAUUGUUAUGAGUAAACAAAUCAAUAGAAUAGAAUUGAUCCUUGA
Molecule: messenger RNA, 370 nt
Organism: Paramecium pentaurelia
Lineage: Eukaryota; Ciliophora; Oligohymenophorea; Peniculida; Parameciidae
Source: the annotation of a GenBank genome assembly